AGAAUUCAAGAAUCGCCAGCACCAACUGCGUGGUCUGCGUUCCCUAGGCUCUCCAGUUUCACCGGCCGCGGAUAAAGAGUGUCACUUUUCCUUCCAACGCAGCAAAGUGCAAGUCAGAGCAGAAAUCAUCCAAUAUUCAAAGCGCCGCGACUUACACAGCUCCAAAGGGAUUUCCUGUGGGCCCCACUUUGAGUAUUGUUCGUCUAGUAGGUGCUAGCGCCGUCCGCUCACCUACUGCCAUCGUUGCUUGCUUGAACCACACGCAACGAAAGUCAGCGGAAAGUCAAAGGAGAGUCCUGCCGCGGCGUGCCAACUUGCCAUCCGGCGCGGCAUAAGUAGCGGCAACGAAGUGCAAUUUCACUGCGGAACGGUUUUCCAUCCACGUCUUGGCAAGGCGUAAUCGAAAACAAAGGUAAUCGUUAACGCUUGUACGCACUGCUUGGAAAGGGAGACCCAAAGUCGUCACCGCUGGAAGAAGCAGCAGCAAGGCCGCCGAUUGCGGCGCCGCCAUUUGCGCCUACCGCUGGCGCUAAAACUGCCACUCUGGCGACUCUAGCCCUGCAAAUGGUGCCCGACGGAAUUGCGAUGUUUCCACCCGACUGGGCGCAGCAGCCGCCGCAACUCCCGGCGCAAUUUACGCCGGAAAAUCCGCCGCCAUUGCCGUUCGCCUUCACCGCCUCUGUCGUCGCAUCCCUUCCCGACGCUGGCGAGACGUCGUCUCCUGUCGCUGCACCUUCAAUUGCGACUGAGACGACGCCUGCGACAAUCCCUGCGACAAUUCCACCGGCGACGGCUCCUGCGACAGCGGCGAUGGAGGACGAGGACGACGACGAAAGCAUGUUACCUCCCGGGUUUCGCUUCCACCCGACGGACGAAGAACUCCUCUGUUACUACCUUCGGCGACGCGUCGACAAUCGUCGCAUAAGCUUCAACGUCAUGGGCGACAUCGACCUCUACAAAUUCGAGCCUUGGGAUCUCCCCUCGCGCGCCUCGAGCCCACUAAUGGGAAACGACGAGUGGUUCUUUUUCACGCCGCGCGACCGGAAAUACCCGUCGGGGCUGCGGUCGAAUCGCGCGACGCCCGCGGGAUAUUGGAAAGCGACCGGGAAGGACCGGCCCGUGUUCGCCGCCGGGAACCGCGGAGGAGGAGGGCCGAGUGGUGGAGGAGCAGGGGGGACAACGGUUAUUGGCUUCAAAAAGACCCUCGUUUUUUACCGCGGUCGCGCGCCGGCUGGCGAGAAGACGGACUGGGUGAUGCAGGAGUACCGUCUACCCGACAGCUCCGACGACAUUGCCAGCCUCAUGCUGCCGGCCGGCAGCUCUGCCGGCAGCGCUGACGUCACCAUCGCCGCGCCGCCGUCCGCGUCCGCGGCCGGCUGGCAGAGCGCCUGCGGGCCGGCGGGAAUGACCCUGUCGCAGUGGGUGGUCGUGCGCGUGUACACGCGCGGGGCGCUUCCGCAGCAGUCACAGCCCGGGCAGGGCGCGCGCUCAGGGCAGGGCCGCGGAGGAGUGGCGGCGCAAGGGGGCCUGGGCCAGGCGCUCGCGCAGGCGCAGGCGGCAAAAGCGGAACCCGCGACAGCGGAGGGAUUGGAGCUAGCGGAGGGGUUUCAGCUGCAGCGGAUGGAGUUAGACACCAGCGGAAGCGGAAACGGAGGUGCGCAAAUGGCGGCGGGCUCCGUUCCGCAAUCCCCGCUCGUGUCCCCGCGACUGGUUCCGCCACAGGCUCACGUUCCGCUCAGUCCGCGACCCGCGAGCGCCUGCGCGACUGGCGCCGCUGCUGGCGGAAGCGGAGUGUUUCAAUUCGGUCUGGCCCCUUCGUCUUCCGCCGUUGCUACUUCCCCGCGUGGUGCCUCCGCUGGUGCUUCCACCGCUGCAAGUGUUUCCGCCGCCACUUCCGCUGGCGAUAUUGCCCCCGCGGUCGGCGGGAGUGGCCCCGCGCGCGGGUCAGCUCUCAACAGUCUUCGGAAACUUUUUUCUGCCCGGUCCUCGCAAUCCGCGCCCCUGCCCGUGCUGCAGAGUGCAGCGGCGCAGGCUUUGAGGAAGGGGCCUCGCGCAAUUGAUCGCGCAGUUACUGUAGCAAUCGGAGAACCGUCUAACCAAUCAGAAAGCCCCGCUGCUGGUGUGGGUUUCGCGAAUCUGACAAUUUCGCGACCAACAAACGUGGGUUUCGUUAACCCAGGUUCUACUGAGGCCAAUCAGGUUGGAAUUGGAGGCUCGGAGGUGGCAGGUUCGGGAGCUGGUUUUGCGAAACCUUUGAGUUCGAGCCAGUGGCUUGGCGCCAUGUCUAGCCUGAAGCGGUUCAACUCGCCGGCAAUCCCUAGAGGCAACUCGUGCCCUUCUGCCAUCGCUGCAGGCCUGGGUUCGACUCCUGAUGAGCACAUUUCAAGGCUGGCGAGAGCUCAAAGCUUGGCACAGCCCACUGUCGUGGAAGAGGCAGACGAAGGGGAUGCAGAGACCAAGAAACUGGGUGAGGGGUUUCAGAAUCAGGCUGGGGAACAGCAGGAAAGUGGGGGCGAAACAGGAGGAGCGGGAGUAGGACGAAAGGAGGCAGGAGAAAAGGAAGCGUCUGAGACCUUUUCCAAACUUCUUGCUGAGUACGUUGCAGGGCAGAGAGACAACGACAGUUCUGGUAAUGUUCUGAUUGACCCGCCAGUCAAUCGGGACACGACAAGUGUGCUCCCGCCAAGUCAGGAGCAGGAGAAGCCGUGUGAGGAUAUUGACAGUCGCAGGGUGGACACACCAAUGAACGAAAUGGUUGGCCAGACUCUCGAGACUCAGCCACAGCAGCAGCGGCGGCCACAGCAGAGACAGCAGCAGCAGCAGCAGCAGCAGCAGCAGCAGCAGCAGCAGCAGCAGCAGCAGCAGCAGCAGAUGCCCUCACGGCGCCUGCAACGGUCAAAUGCUGCCAUAAUCGAGCCAUUAGAGGAUUUGCUCUCGGCUCAAGAAACCUCACAGCAGGGUCUGCAGCAGCAGCAGCAGGGCCAGCAGCAGCAGGGCCAGAGCUCAAGUUUCCCUGCCUUGCUAUCCAGCUCGCCCCCUCACCUUGCCACCAUCAGUAACACCACAGGCAACUUCACCAGCACCAGGACUGGCCCUAUCUCCACUGGCCCUAUCUCCACUGGCCCUAUCACCCCACCAUCAGUUAUUCCCUUGCCUGAUGCUUUCCUUACCACCCCUGUCUCCCUUGCCACCCCUGCCACUCCUGGUAUGGCUAGGGAACUUUUAGGCCUGGAAACCCUUAUGACCCCUAUGGACCUCUCUGGUACAGGCUGGUGGGCAGCAGAUGCUGCUGCUGCUCGUCUUCCUCCUGCUGCUGCUGUGGCUGCUGCUGCUCCUGGCGCUGCUGCUGCUACUGCAGGUGCUGCUGCUCCUGGCGCUGCUGCUGCUGGUUCUGCUGCAGGGGCUAGUGUUGGAAUUGCUCAACUUGGGGGUUUCAGUGGAUUUGCUGUGUUCGGCAAUGGCAGCGGGCACCUGUCUUUUUUCGACAGCCCGUUCCGGCUGCUCACUCCUGCUCCAGCAGGGCCUGACGGUGGGGCUGCCAGCCCCUGGACUGCUGCCGUCGUUGCUGCAGCUGCUGCUGGUGCUGCCUCUGGUUCUGUCUCUGGUGCUCCGGCAACUUCUGUUGCUCGUGCUGCUCCUGGUGCUCCUGGUGCUCAUGGUGCUCCUUGUGCUGCUGGUGCUGCUGGUGCUCCUGGAACCAACCCAGUGGGCAGGUACAGGGAGAGUGAUCAGGCACCGCAGGGCAGUGCCAGCGACAGUGAGCCUAGCUCCCCAUGUACAGUCAACACCCAAACCACUUACAACACCCAAACCACUUACAACACCCAAUCCACUUACAACACUCACACCUCUCACACCAUGCUCCUUGCCAACGAUCAAGAGCUAGCGGGGGAAGUUGCUGGGCCUGCUGCUGCAGCUGCAGACAAAGCGGGUUCUUCUGAAGGAGGCUACAGAGGAUGGAAUAGGGCUGCCUCUGAAGUACCAGCAGCAGCAGCAGAGGCUGUGCUUCCUGCCACCACUGACCCUACUACUGCUGAAUCUGACCGUUUCUCCAUGCUCUCAUCGCCGCCUCUCCCCCCUGAGAUGAUGAACGAGCUUACGGAGCUGCUGCUACGUUCGGCUGUCGCCCAGCCUAGGGUCUCAGGCUUGGGCCCAUCAGGCUCGGCACCAUCAGGCUCGGCACAAGCCGCUGCUGCUGCAGUGGGCACUGUUGGUGGGAGAGAUCGCCGAGGGGAGGAUGGCAUGGGCACAGAGGCUGCCCAGGAGCUUAGAAAGGCUCAGUUCCAGCAGCCAGAAUGGGGUGCUCAUCUGCAGCAACAGGUGCAGCAGCAGCAGGAGAAGGAGCAGGAGGGCGGGAAGGAGAAGAAUGAGAGUCGAGGGGGGAGACAGGUUCGGUCUCCGAAGCGGAGUAGAGGGGAGAGGGAGUUUGAGGGACUAAUGAUGGAGGAAAACGGGGAGGGGGCACGGAGGGAGGGAAGCCACAUGGCCAUGGAGGGUGAUGUGGAUCGGCCCUUGUCCAAGCGAAGGAGCUUUGCUGCGGAGGAGAUAGAGGUCAGUUCGGAUGAGUUGGGUGUGGUGGAGCAAGGAGUGGGAGAGGAGGGGGUGGUGGAUGAGAGAGCGCGGCCUGAUAUUCUCAACAUGUUGAAGCACAUACUGGGAUGACUGCGCUUGUUUUCCGUUUCACUUAUCAGUUUUUUGCACCAGAGGUGCUUGUUCCGUUUUGUGGAUAUCCUCGAUGUCUUCAACUUUUUUAUUAUGCUCGUAAUUUCGGUUGUAUCCCUUUUUUCUUUAACCAUUAUACUAGUGACGGCUUAUUGCACCCUGCAAUUGUGUUCUUGUACUGCGAGGUUCGGAAUCACCGAACCUGAACAGCUCAUUUCGCGUACUUCUCCAUUCGAGAUUCGAGGCCCCGUUUUUGGCGCGUCGCUGGCAUGUCGAGGGGUUGAUGGCACCCAUCCCCUCCCAUUGGCUCUUUGCGUUCGCCGUAGCCUCGGCCCCCAAGCAUCCAGUCCAAACACUUGGAAAAGUGUCACUUUUAUAAAACGCACAGCUUCAUACAUGGGCACUCCGUCCGCCUGACCUUCAGGUGGCGGUCUUACGCAUGUGAAACAUGAUACGAACCGAACACGCCCGCGUUUGUGAGUAGAGCUACACCCGCGUCGCGCUCACCACCACCCGCCUUUUCCCCCGGAGUCCAUCCUCUCCUCUCUCUCACGCACACCUACGGGUUUGAAUUGUUUAGCUUCACCACACCACACGGCUUCCGUACACCUACCACAAUCCACAUUCCCUUACCGUGAUUACCGCUUCCCGUCUAGUCCUCCCAUCGUGCUGCACUAUCUCAGUCGUUUGAUUGUUACACCAGUCAUCGCAGUCGCUUGUCGUACCAUCACCCGCUAGCAGAGCAUCGUAUCCCGUUAGCAAUUCUCUAGCUCGCCCCAUUUUUUUUCCCCCUCUUUCUUGUUUUCCACACCGGCUUCUCUUGGGCCAGUUUUUUUGGCUGCGAAAAUUUGUUGUGACCAUGUCAGACGAACGGCGAGACUCUCUGGCGGCAGCAUCAGGAUCCACGCCAAGACUACUAGCUCACGCCGCCGGUUCCGGAGAAACAGCCUCGUUAUUGUCUUCUCCGAUAUUAGCUGAGCCGGGACUCCAGUCAGCAAGAUCAGCGGGCGACCUUACGACGGGAGCUCCGGAUGUAAGGAGUAGCGCUGGUGCCGCUGCACCCGCUGUUGGGUCGAGAAUCGAGUGCGCUGUGCCGCCUAUUACUUGUGACGCUGCUUCUAGUAGUAGUAUGGACACUGUUACUAUGGGCAUUCGUAGGUCUGACUCAGCAUCGUGCGAGCCAGAGGCUCGGCAAAGCGAGCAAGAGAGCGAGCUUUCGCGGGAUUCCCGAGCCUCCCGGUUCGGCGAGGACAGGUCCGGAGAAUCCACGCUCGAAGAGGCCCUGCUGGAGGAGGGUAGGCUCGGGCACAGCUACAGUUCCGACCGGCUUUUAGCUGACGGCCGGCUCUUAGUUGAGUGCCGGUUUUGCCGGGAAGAAGAAUACUUAGACCCGUUGGAACUUGGGCUCGUAACGGCCAGUGGCGGCAGCACUGGCAGCACCCGCAGU
Messenger RNA from Closterium sp. NIES-67, 6109 nucleotides. NCBI's taxonomy places the organism in Eukaryota, Viridiplantae, Streptophyta, Zygnematophyceae, Desmidiales, Closteriaceae. The record is from the annotation of a GenBank genome assembly.